GCAUCGCCACGAGUGAACCCUUCCGUCCCAUUCGUGCGUUUGCUCGGCCCUGAGCUGCUCUGCAUUGCCUCAUCUCGCCUCGCCACAGGCCGCCGGCAGACUGAUCGUCCGUCUCGCCAUGGCCAGCCAUCCAUAUCGCGGUCGUCGUUGGAGCCAGAGGGGGUCAAGCGCAGAUGCAUGGCUGGAGCAGGCGAUUUUGGGGCUGCGGUCGAAAGCGGGGCUGCGAGGGCCUGUGGCUCAAUGGCAGGAGCCGUCGAAGCGCCGAGGUGUGUCGCGCCUGCUGAUUGGACGUGCCAAAUGCAGGUGCGCGCCGCAGCCUGGCCAAUCGGCGGCUCGAUCACGCCUGCCUGCAGGGGCCUAAUCGCUCUAUCCCGGCCCGCUAAGCUGCGCCGCAGGGAUCAGGGAUGCACCGCCAAAACUCAUCGUCCAUUGCAGAUAUGAGUGGCCAGGUCGUGAUAAAUGCGUGCAAUUGCAGUCGACGGCAGUCUCUGCGCAUGACCGCGGCAUCCCGCAGUCAAGGCUCUGCCGCUUUGUCACUACAUCGUCAAAUCACAACUCACCAGCACUCGCACAUCCUUGCCCUGUUUCCAUCGCGGCUGCACUUGCUUGUGCCAGACGCUUCCUGAGACAGAUGGAUUUCAGCUUGCAUCCGCCGGCCUUAGGAUUCCAUUUCUCUUAUUUAUCACCUUUCCCCGAGCUCUGUUUACUGCUAGCCUCUUCUUGAAUCAACGCGCUAAGAGGUUUCUCCAGCAAGCUUGCCCGCAGUCUCCGCAAUCACAUCUAUCCGGCUGCUCUUGCACAGUAGCAUCUACCUCUCAUCUCAUUUGUUUCGCAAGCAAACCCCUGGUGAUCCUGCUGCUGUAGGGAAUUUUUCUUUACAUCACUAUCCUAGCAAAGCGGUAUGCCCAGUUCAGGUUGGCGACGGAGAC
Messenger RNA from Trichoderma asperellum CBS 433.97, 929 nucleotides. The record is from RefSeq and is a predicted model, not a curated record. NCBI's taxonomy places the organism in Eukaryota, Fungi, Ascomycota, Sordariomycetes, Hypocreales, Hypocreaceae.